CCCCGCCCGGCUUUGCAGCUAGGGCGCAGGGAGGUAGCUCCGGUUUUCUCUCGCUGGUGCCUUUGGGCAGCAGCUGGGGGCUUUCAAAGCCUUUGAACUCGAGAGGCCUUUCCGUCAAGAGAGCCGGAGCAGCUGGAACUGAGCUCGCUUGCUACAGAGCGGAACAAAGCACUGGGGGCUAGGAAGCCCGAUGGACUGGGACCAAGCCUUGACAGGCAGGAGCAUGUAGUCGGCAAACUCGAAUCAGAGGCUCGACCAGGGAUCUCUCCUUUCUCGCAAGAAGAGAGGGGCAGCUUGCGAGAUCCGAAUGUCAGGCGAGCAAAGACAAUUGCCUGAAUUCAUCAGGAUGCACAGAACUACCAGGAUAAAAAUCACAGAGCUGAACCCUCACUUAAUGUGUGCCUUAUGUGGAGGCUACUUUAUAGAUGCCACAACUAUUGUGGAAUGCUUACAUUCAUUUUGUAAAACCUGCAUUGUCCGCUAUCUGGAAACCAACAAAUAUUGCCCAAUGUGUGAUGUACAAGUUCAUAAAACAAGGCCCCUUCUCAGUAUCAGAUCAGAUAAAACUCUACAGGAUAUAGUAUAUAAACUGGUGCCAGGACUCUUCAAAGAUGAAAUGAAGAGGCGACGUGAUUUUUAUGCAGCAUAUCCCCUGGCUGACGUUCCCAAUGGAUCCAAUGAAGACAGGGGUGAAGUUUCAGAACAGGAUAAAGGAAACCUAACAGAUGAUGAAACGGUCAGCUUGUCCAUUGAAUUCUAUGAAGGAAUCAGAGAUGAAAAUAGAGGGACUAUUGAAAAUGGAAACAUAGAAAAAGAUAAGAAGAACAGCAUGAGAUUCCUCCGAUGUCCUGCUGCUAUGACUAUCAUGCACCUGGCUAAGUUUCUCCGGAACAAGAUGGAUGUUCCCCCUAAAUACAAAGUGGAAGUUCUCUAUGAAGAUGAACCUCUAAAAGAAUAUUACACUCUCAUGGACAUAACUUAUAUCUAUCCUUGGCGAAGGAAUGGCCCUCUCCCACUGAAAUAUCGUGUUCAGCCAGCCUGCAAGAGGUUAAAACUGUCUUCUCAACUUCCCAACUCAGAGUGUACCAACACCAGUGGGGCUUCAGAGUGUGAAUCUGUCAGUGACAAAGCUCAUAGCCCAGCCACCUUGCCGGCUACCACCUCCUCCUCAUUGCCAAGUCCUGUCACACCUUCCCAUGGCUCCCCAAGCUCCAAUAUCACCACUAAAAUGCAGAAUUGCAGUUGAAAGCUGAAGGGAUACAGUGCCUUCGACUGGCAUAGCAUCACUAGCCCUUCGUGGAGCAGUUUACAUCAUUAACCACAAUAUGGUUGCCUUGGCGCCUUGUGCUAAGUUCUUAGUUGCUGGAAUAAUUGUCUUGAAGCUUCACCUUUUAUUCAUAUGCCCUUUCUUACAUGUGUUCAUAAAGUCUGUUUUCAGAGUACAUCUUUGCUUUGGUUUUAAAUCUUUUCAGUCAUAUAUUUCCCUAUCAAACAUUGUGGGACAGUUUGCACACUAGCAGUUCUUUAUCAAAAAUCUCUUGCAUGCAUUGGUUUCCAGGACCUGGCUAGAAAUGGGCUAGGGACAAUUCAGAAAGUCCACUACUUCCAUGUGACUUUCCUAAGCAGAUUUGGCUGGCCAAUGUAAUAGGCAAAUGAUUCAUCCAUACAACUCUUUGACCUUUAUUAGAAAAGCAGUUUUAUAAUCCUUACAAUUCUUGUUCUAAGAGCUACAAUACUUGAUAGUGGUUUAAAUUUGUAGAGUAGUAGAACUACAGUCUUAAUUUCCACAAUUUGAAUUUCUGAAAUGCCUGCUGCAAUUCUCAGCAUUGUUUAUAGCAGGGGUGUUAAACUCAUGGCAGCCUGCAGUCACAUGGAUGUAUCAUGACUUUUUCCCUCUUUGCUAA
Thamnophis sirtalis is the source of this 1904-nucleotide messenger RNA. RefSeq names its product polycomb group ring finger 2 (gene PCGF2). Gene Ontology annotation, biological process: negative regulation of transcription by RNA polymerase II. Gene Ontology annotation, cellular component: PRC1 complex. The record is from RefSeq and is a predicted model, not a curated record. Gene Ontology annotation, molecular function: promoter-specific chromatin binding. NCBI's taxonomy places the organism in Eukaryota, Metazoa, Chordata, Lepidosauria, Squamata, Natricidae.